AGUCCACGGAAUGUGAAGAUGUUGCUGAGUUGAAAGUUGGAUUUGUAUUAAGUUUUAUAUUUAAUGUGUUUUGUAUUUAUUGUAUGAUUUCUGAAAAUAUAUAAAAAUGGCUUUAAAGAAAGUUAAGGGCAAUUUGGAACGUAUGUUUGAUAAAAAUUUAACUGAUUUGGUUCGUGGAAUAAGAAACAAUAAAGACAACGAAGCCAAGUAUAUAGCCCAAUGUAUUGAUGAAAUAAAGCAAGAAUUAAGACAGGACAAUCUGGCUGUUAAGGCAACAGCAAUAGCUAAAUUAACCUAUCUACAAAUGCUUGGUUAUGAUAUGAGUUGGGCUGGUUUCAAUGUUAUUGAGGUAAUGAGCUCUUCAAAGUUUACAUAUAAACGAAUAGGAUAUCUAGCAUCUAGUCAAAGUUUUCAUGCUGAUACUGAGUUGCUAAUGCUGACCACCAAUAUGGUACGAAAGGAUUUAAAUAGUCAAAACCAGUAUGAUGCAGGUCUGGCACUAUCUGCUCUCUCGUGCUUCAUUAGUACUGAUCUUGCUAGGGAUUUAGCAAAUGAUAUCAUGACACUGUUGACAUCUACGAAACCCUACUUACGGAAGAAAGCAGUGUUAAUGAUGUACAAAGUAUUUUUGAGAUACCCCGAGGCUUUAAGACCUGCUUUCCCUCGAUUGAAAGAGAAAUUAGAAGAUCCUGAUUCAGGAGUUCAAUCAGCUGCAGUUAAUGUGGUCUGUGAACUAGCUAGAAAAAAUCCAAAGAAUUAUCUAAGCUUAGCUCCUGUCUUUUUCAAACUUAUGACUACAUCUACAAAUAAUUGGAUGCUAAUUAAAAUUAUAAAACUUUUUGGUGCGUUGACUCCCCUCGAGCCUCGCCUUGGUAAGAAACUCAUUGAGCCCCUCACCAACCUCAUACACAGCACUUCUGCGAUGUCUCUUCUGUAUGAAUGUAUUAAUACUGUUAUUGCAGUUCUCAUCUCUAUUUCGUCAGGGAUGCCUAACCACAGUGCCUCUAUUCAACUUUGUGUACAAAAAUUGAGGAUACUGAUUGAAGACUCAGAUCAAAAUUUAAAAUAUCUUGGCUUAUUGGCUAUGUCUAAGAUCCUUAAGACUCAUCCAAAGUCUGUACAGUCACACAAAGAUCUUGUGAUGCAGUGUCUUGAUGAUAAAGAUGAAUCUAUAAGACUCAGAGCUCUCGAUCUACUUUAUGGCAUGGUUUCAAAAAAAACUCUUAUGGAAAUUGUUAAAAAAUUGAUGAUUCACAUGGAUAAAGCUGAAGGAACAACCUAUCGGGAUGAAUUGCUUUCCAAAAUCAUUGAUAUUUGUUCCCAGAAUAAUUAUCAGUAUAUCACAAACUUUGAAUGGUAUGUAAGUGUUCUUGUAGAGCUGACUCGAAUGGAGGGAACACAGCAUGGUAAAUUAGUAGCUGCUCAAAUGGUAGAUGUGGCUGUAAGAGUUCAAGCUGUAAGAGCUUUUACUGUCAGCCAGAUGGCACUUCUGUUAGAGAACAGUCAUUUGUUAGCUCAACCUCCUGCUAAGAUGGCUGAUGUAUUGUAUGCUGCAGCAUGGAUAUGUGGAGAAUUCGCUAGUGAACUACCUAAUACAAAGUCAACUUUAGAAGCUUUAUUGAAUGGUCGUAUUAAUUGUCUUCCACCUCACAUUCAAGCAAUUUAUGUUCAUAAUAUUCUGAAAGUUUUCUCCAAGAUUUUAGAAGUAUCAGAAACUGAGGAAGCUAUUAAGACCUGCAGACUGGUGAUGGAGAAACUUCCUCUAUUUGUUGGAUCUGGAGAUCUUGAAGUGCAAGAAAGAGCAUGUUCGGCACUAGAGCUUGUAAAGCUAGUCGAAGAAAAACUAAGUUCAAAUAAUGGAGAUGAGUCAAUUGUACAAGCUGUUAGUAUUUUAUUUGCUGGAGAAAUGAACCCUGUAGCACCAAAAGCUCAACGUAAAGUGCAGAUUCCUGAUGGCCUUGAUCUUGAAGCAUGGAUAAAUGAUCCUCCAUCUUCCUCUUCUGAAGAGGAAUUAGAUGACAUUAAUAAUCAAUUACCCGAUAUAUUCACUGUUUCUAAUACAAAUGAUAAAAAAGCAGUUCCUGAACCUACUCCAGAAGAACUGACCAAAAUGAGAGAAGCAAGAAGACAUGAACAGGAGAUGAAUCCUAACUAUCUUAAAAGCAGUAAAACAAACAUAGCAAAAAAUAUCGAUGUUACUCCUAUAGAUCUCUCAGUUCCUCUCAUUAUACCUGGUCUGGCUUCCUCAGAAAAAUAUAUUAAAAAAGGUUCAAACAAAGAAAGGAGUAAAAAGAAGAAAAGGAAGGGUAAAAAAGAUAAUGGAAAAAGUGAUGAGUCCAGUGGGGGUGAAAGGGAAGUUGAAGUAUAUGUAGGACGUGGUGAAAUGCCAGACGGUGCAGUAGAUUCUGGUGAUGAGAACCCAGGUUUGAGAGAGGCUGAUGAUCCUCAUGCUGCUCUUGACAUAAAUCUGGAUGAACCUUUAAAAGAAGAAGAAAGGAUACCUUUGCCAGAUAAUAAACUCCCAUCUAAAACUAAUAAACACAAAAGGAUUAAGAAAGAUAAAGAAAAAUCUAAAUCAGAUAAUAUUAUCUCUUUUAAAGAAAAUGGUAAUGAUCUGCAUAAUGAGUACAGCGGAGUGAUAUCAAGUAAAAAUGAAGACAAAAAAAAGAAAAAGAAAAAGUCACUUAGUAGUAGUAAGGUUAAUAAGACUGAAGAUAGAAGCCAUAAGUCAUCAAAACAUAAUAAAAAAAGUAAGAAGACACCAGAUAACGAAGGUGGUACUUUAGGUAAUCUAGUGAAUAUUAAAGAUGGUUAUGAGGAAGCAUUAGGUAUAUCUACUCCGUCCAAGGAAUCUCAUGUUCCUAUCAAUCAGCCUUCACUUACGAGGCUGGCAAAUAAUAAGACUAUAAAUCUGGAUUAUCAUGUGAGGCAUGUAGGAGGAAUGGAGAAUGAAGUUGUCACUUAUUUGGUCAUAACAAAUAAUAGCCAAGAAACAGUACGAAAUAUUGAAAUUAAUGUUUCUGAUUCUAAUAACAUUCAGUUAAUAAAUGAGCUUGGUAGUGUUGAAGUAAGAAGAAAAUUGGGUCUUAUUUUAUCUCCUGGAGGAAGUGGUGAGACAGCACUAACACUUAGGAUAAGUGAGAUCGCUCCUAAGAAUAGGCUACGUGCUACAGUGUCUUAUCUCCAACAAAAUGCAAAUGGUGAACAAUUGUUGGACAAACUGGAUGUGUGGCUCACAAUUCCUCUCCCCAUUUUUCUAACCAGUGAAUCACCACCUUCAGAAGUAGUCACAUCACAAUUGCAACACUCAGCUGCUUUAACUUUUUCUCCUAUAGCAUCACCUUACACAUUCCAACAGAGGCUGAAACAGGUGUGCCAAGAAACAGGACUAGGAAUCAUAGAGACUGUUGAUGACAGGGCUGCUACCCUGUGGGCUAGAACUGUAGGGAGCUCUGGGAAUCAAGUUUGCUUAUUAAUAAAGUCUGACCCUAUUAGAUUGAGCCUAGAUGGCAAAUCCGACAGUGCUGGUCUUCUAUCAGCGAUAAUUGCUGCCACUUCUACUGCUCUAUCAUGAUCUAAUCUUAAAUUCUUCUAUUUCGGGUUUUAAGAUAGUUCAUUUCAUUUAUUCUUUUACAUAAAUUUAUAUCUGUACAUACCAUAAUGUAUUAUUACAUGAAAGGAGUGCUGUGUCUUGGAUAAAUUUGUAUUUAUUUUAAAUAGCUAUCUAUAGGGAAGAUGGUAUUUAUUGCAAAUUUUUUGUAGUUUUAAAACACUGUACCAUUUUAUUGAUUUAAUUUCAUUAAAAGGAGACAGCUAUGAUAGAUGUGUCAUGUUGAAUUAAUGAAUCAAAUUUUUUAUAUUGAUUUUUUUUGGAAGCGUCCUUCCAGUAUUAUCUAAGAUUUUAUUAUAUUAUUGUAAUUAAUAUUUCAUUAUUGAAUGUUUAUACAGUUGAAUGUAGAGGUAUAUAUGAAUAUUAUUUAUAUAUAUUGUUAAAGUUUUAUCUAUACUCAUAUAAGAUUAGAAUAAUAGCUAUAAUAUACUGAUGUUAAUGUUUCGAAUAUGAUUUACCAUUAAUUCUAGAAUUAUUUAAUGACUUAUGUUGAAAUAAUGCUAAUGUUGAAAUAUUUUUUAUUAAUUGAUUUAUUAUUAUCUGUGGAUUAUUUUUAUUUUUUUAAAAGCCUUAUAUAUAUAAAAUGUAUAUUAUUUAAACAUACCUUGUGUAUAUAUCUGUAUAUGUUCUAGAAAUAAAUAAAUUUUAAUUUUCACAUUUUAUUUUAUUUCAUUUUUUUUUGUUACUCUUGGGUAAUAAAUUGUAUAAUUAUUGUGAUGUUUUUUGGAUCAUGAUAUUGAUACAAAAUAUUUUGUCUAUUGUAAUAUAUUUAGAAAGUAAGUAAUUCCUGUUUACUCAUUUUUUUUACAUUAAAUUAUUGUUUAUCAGAUCAACCUUCUAAAGCCAUUUAGACUUUUUCUUUAUUCGUGCUUAAGAAAUGUAAGACUUUGAAAACUUGUGCAAUUAGGUACAAAAUAUUAUUAAAAUAUAAAUAUUGUUUAUAUUAUAAAACUAAAGCGUUGAUAUUUAUUAUAUAUGUUAUUAAAAAAUAAAUAAGGGAAUCGAA
This is a messenger RNA of Nezara viridula (southern green stink bug), 4616 nucleotides long. The record is from the annotation of a GenBank genome assembly. Lineage: Eukaryota; Metazoa; Arthropoda; Insecta; Hemiptera; Pentatomidae.